GGGAGACUAUUUCGGGGCAGCUUGUCGGGGCAGCGGUGAAACGGAAGCCUCCGCAAACCCUAGGCGUUGAUUUCGUGUGUUCUUCUCCCAAUUGAUCGAUUUCCUCUUCUUUUCCGUCUCUCCAUGUCGAAAAGAGUUCUUUGCAAGUUCUUUGCGCAUGGGGCAUGCCUGAAAGGGGAACACUGUGAUUUCUCACAUGAUUGGAAAGAUCAGGCCAACAAUAUAUGUACUUUUUAUCAAAAGGGGGUUUGCACGUAUGGCAGUCGUUGCAGAUAUGACCAUGUUAAGGUUACUCGGCACCAGCCUUCUGUGCCAUCUUCAUCAUCAAAUGCCCAUCCUCGUGCAGUACUAAGCUCUAACCAAAUUGUCCAUCCUACUGAAGUUGUUACGGUGAAUGAGCAAACUACACGACAUGCAAGUGGUCAUGGGAAAGCCGCAUGGACCCCCCAAAGUAAUGAAGCUCAUGCUUUUCAGGAUAGUGAGGAUAGACAUUGCCCUGCUUCACUUGCUGACCAACCAAUCUGUUCAUUUGCUGCUGCUGGUAGUUGUCCGCAUGGUGAAAAUUGUGCACAUAUUCAUGGAGACUUGUGUGCCAUAUGUGGAAAGCAGUGCUUGCAUCCAUACAGGCCGGAUGAACGAGAAGAGCAUAUUAAGCUUUGCACAAAAAAUAAUAUGAGGCUUGAAGCUUUGAGACUUAGCCAGGACAUAGAGUGUUGUGUAUGCUUGGAACGUGUGCUUUUGAAACCCACUGCUGCUGAGCGCAAGUUUGGAUUGCUAUCAGAAUGCGACCAUCCUUUCUGUAUUUCAUGCAUUCGGAAUUGGCGUAGCAAUUCUCCAGCAUCUGGUAUGGAUGUCAAUGCCGCAUUAAGGGCAUGUCCGAUAUGCCGUAAGCUGUCAUACUUUGUGAUCCCAAGUGUUAUUUGGUAUUCAUCAAAGGAGGAAAAACAAGAGAUAAUUGACAACUACAAAGCUAAGCUUCAGUCGAUCGAUUGCAAAUACUUUGAUUUUGGGAACGGGACAUGCCCUUUCGGGACUAGUUGCUUCUACAAGCACAAAUACAAGCCGCACUUAAACAGGCCCCGUCCACGUAGGCCUCGUACAUAUCAGCCUCAUAUGAACAGGCACAGAGGGGUAGCCAUAGAAGAAGAGGAGCUGUCUGAUCUGGUCAGACUAGCCAUGAUUGAAGAAGGACUUCGUGAAUUUGGCAGUCAUCUUGAUCUGGAUGAAGUCAUAGAUGAAGAAGAAUUACCGGACUUUGCCAGACUAGUCAUGGACGAAGACGGACUAGUGGAUCUUGCCAGACUAGUCAUGGCUGAAGAUGGACUCCUGGACCCCUCGGACCUUGAUGAUGAUGAUGUUCACAACUUGUCGGAGAUGUUUCUGUUCAUGCAGCUAGGCCUUAGUAAUCAGGACUCUUUGAGUGAUGAUGAUGAGAUCUAAUCCCUGGAGCACAUUAUAUUCCAUCAGUUGUAGUAACCUAGAUAUUUAUUUCCAUUAGUUUGCUCUAGCCUUUUCAAGAUGCAAACAACCUUAUCUUUUUGCUGUUGUACAACCUGUGGCUUAUUCACGCUCUCAUUUGAAGACAGGAAGAGAACAUUUGAUUUCCCAGGCUUAGAUUAUAUAAGUGUAUCUGGUGAGUAGUGAAGGUGAUGGUUUUUGCUGCAGUAAAAAUGGAGUGAUAAACUGGCAUUUUAAGGAAUGAGACUUUUUUA
Dioscorea cayenensis subsp. rotundata (Guinea yam) is the source of this 1712-nucleotide messenger RNA. Its product is annotated as E3 ubiquitin-protein ligase makorin. Gene Ontology annotation, molecular function: ubiquitin protein ligase activity; metal ion binding. NCBI's taxonomy places the organism in Eukaryota, Viridiplantae, Streptophyta, Magnoliopsida, Dioscoreales, Dioscoreaceae. The transcript is spliced from 5 exons. Gene Ontology annotation, biological process: protein polyubiquitination. The coding region runs from base 124 to 1440 and encodes 438 amino acids. The record is from RefSeq and is a predicted model, not a curated record.